AUGGCUGUUAGAAGAAAUGGACUCGCUUUGGGCGUGCUGCUCAUUAGAGCCUCUAUCGCCACCCCGUAUUUGCGCCCACUGUCGAACACCACCUCUAUUAUCACUAUGGGAAACGGCGGCACUGAGAGAGGUUCUCGCGAAUUUUGGUACCAUCUAGCAAUCAGUGUCGUACUUGUCCUUGCUGGAGGAGUUUUUGCGGGAUUGACCCUGGGGUUGAUGGGCCUAGAUGAACUCCAUUUGCGUGUGCUGGCCACAUCUUCUGAGAAUUUGACGGAGAAACGGAAUGCACAGAAAGUACUCAAUCUUCUACGGAGGGGUCGUCACUGGGUUCUUGUUGUUCUUCUGUUAUCAAACGUGAUUGUCAACGAAAGUUUGCCCAUUUUCUUGGAUAAUGCUAUUGGAGGCGGAGUAGCAGCCAUUGCUAUCUCAACCACUGCAAUCGCUCCCAUUGCGUAUCCCAUUGCCAAGCUUCUAGACCUCGUCCUGGGGGCGGAUAAGCACCAGCUUUACAAGAAGGCAGAGCUCAAAUCGUUCCUCCAGUUCCAUCGUGCGGGGGAAGAGCCACUACGGGAUGACGAACUAGCGAUUCUGAAUGGCGUCCUGGAACUUAACACUAAGAAUAUAGAGUCAAUUAUGACACCCCUUCGUGACGUUGUCAUUUUGAGCACGGAUGAUAUUCUAGAUGAAACAGCUGUCGCAGCCAUGCUACAGAGUGGCUACUCGCGAUUUCCCGUUCACGAAGCAGGAAACCCAACGUCCUUCGUCGGUCUUUUAUUGAUAAAAAAGCUUCUCACGUAUGAUGCAAAGAAAGCUCUUCCUGUUUCUUCGUUCGCCCUGUCUAUUCUUCCAGAAGCUCAUCCGACGUUGAAUUGCUUCCAAGCCUUGGACUAUUUCCAAACCGGACGGGCACAUCUUUUGCUUGUCAGCAGAACACCUGGAAAGGCUGGUGGGGCCAUGGGUGUGAUAACUCUCGAAGACAUCAUUGAAGAAAUCAUCUCUGAAGAAAUUGUCGACGAAACUGAUCAAUACCAAAGCAACCUUACCAGAGACAAGGCGAGACGCUCUACAACGUCAACCAUCAUGCAAGGGUACUUGUAA
Psilocybe cubensis is the source of this 1098-nucleotide messenger RNA. RefSeq lists its product as uncharacterized. Gene Ontology annotation, biological process: magnesium ion homeostasis. Bases 1 to 1098 code for a protein of 365 amino acids. The record is from RefSeq and is a predicted model, not a curated record. The transcript is spliced from 13 exons. Gene Ontology annotation, cellular component: intracellular membrane-bounded organelle. Lineage: Eukaryota; Fungi; Basidiomycota; Agaricomycetes; Agaricales; Agrocybaceae.